GAACGAAGAGACGCGUUAGUCUGAGAGCCGGCAAUGCCAGUAAAGUUCGUCGUCGUCGACGUCGACGCGAACGACGAAUUAGAAUAGUCCGAGAUGAGCUAAUUACGAAAAUAGGCGAGAACCGAGUCGACGAAUGCGGUGAACUGGCGAGAGGGGUGACUGCGAGAAGUGUCCGUGAUGUGAUAGAGAAAAAAGUGCACUUUGCCAGCAGUUUUCGUACGCGAGCCGACGCUUUGCCUUUUCGUGUGCGUGUGUUGUUUUUGUGUUUUUUUUUCUUUUUUAAUUACAUAAUAGCGAAGGAAUUUUCCAAAUUGAAUAGUGUCGAUUCGUGGUAAAAAUUUCAUCGUGAGUUAUCGUUGAAACCAUUGUGAAUGCUCGGAAGGUGCAACAUCCGGAUACGUUGAGUUACUAUCGUCAUUCAACCGCACUAAAUCUUACUAUGAUUGAUCUAAAGAUAGAUCUCUGAGAGAGCGUCCCAGCGUCGAGAAUAAACGAUGCACCAUAAAGCGUACGGUUCGGUAACGGGCGACACUUUGUGUCCCCUCGGCUUUCAUCCUCAGGUGCGAUGGCCAACGCGAUGUAAACGCUGUUUCAGGGAUUACAAGGAUCACGUUGGGAAACGAGGGAGCCUGAAAGACACGACAGCAUCGUCGCCGAGCCUCUCGGGAAAAGCAUGGGAAGCAUCCCCAACACGACGCUCGAGCGAGAGCCCGGAGUCGAGGCGGACGUGGGCUUCGACCUCGAAUCUUACGAAGGACGAGAAAAGCCCACAAAAAUCUACCACCUCCUUGACCUGGAGCUCGGCAUUGGACAUCUCUCAAGAUCCACAAGAAUCCUCCGUUGCCUCGGACGCAAACCCUCCCCCCGGCCAGCGAUCGAGGAACUACGCGGGCUCCCAAUCCGACAGCUUCAACUACAGACGCCACUCGAUCGAUGAAACCAUGCUCGAAAGACCCCCGAAACUUCAAAUAAAAAAUGUCAUUGACAAUAGCAAUGGAACCAAUUCGGAUCAUGAUGUUGAAUUCAUUAUACAAGUUAGGAAAUCGAGGUCGAACGAUGUCGCGAGUAAAAACAACGGACCGGGCGACGAGGCACCGCCUGAGAUGUCGGAGAAGGGCGGAAAAACUGAAAAAAACGAGAUUGAGAAACUGAGGGCACAAUUGAGCGACAUGAAAGCGAGAUGCGAGCGUGUGGAGAGAGAAAAGAGUGAUAUUUUGCUGCGACGCUUGGCAACGAUCGAUACAGUGUCCUCCAAAAGCUCCAGCAACGAACUGACCAAACUUCAAAAAACUGUUAAGGAGCUUCAAGCCAAAAACGAGACCUUGUCCGAAGAGAAGACCAGUUUGAUGACCAAAAUAAGAAACCUUGAGAGAGACACGAAUUCUAGACUCGGAAGAAACGAGCGAGAAAAAGCGAGCGAAGAGCUUCGAUCGAAGCUCAAGGCAGCCGAGACACUCUGCGAAAGUCUGAUGGAUGAGAACGAGGACAUGAAGAAAGAAAUACGAGAUCUCGAGGAAGAGAUUUACGAGAUGCAGGAUAAUUUUAGGGAGGAACAGGCCGACGAGUAUACCAGCUUGAGAAAAAGCCUCGAACAGUCCAACAAAAAUUGUCGCAUUUUGUCAUUCAAACUAAGAAAGAUUGAACGCAAGGCUGAACAAUUGGAAACGGAGAAAGGUGACAUCGAGAAAAAAUAUGAUGAGGUUAAGAGGAUAGAAGAAGUGUUGAAAAAGUUUGGCGACGAGUACAAAAAUCGCAGUCAGAAAAAAUCCAAUUCUGAUUACUCUACGAGGGUUCAACUGAAGAAAAUGGUCGAAGACAUGGAGAAAGAAAUUGGUGACGUUUUUGGUAUUUUCGCGAGUAUAAUUGAAGGCAAAGGAUUUGAUGCGACGGCAGUGAAGGGUCCCGAAAACAAUGCAAAGUACGAGAAACUUCUGAAGGAGCACGAAACAGUGAAAUUGAAAUUAGAAAACACAAUGAAGGAAUUAGCGAUCGAGAAGGAGAAGAAGAAAGCAGAGGCCAAGUUGGUGGUCGACAACAAAAACGCCGAUGCUCAAAGUCUGAAGAAAAAAUUGGAGGAUUCCAUGGCGACGAGAGAAUUGGAGAAAAAAUCUUGGGAUUCCGAGCGAGUGAAGCUUCAGGAGGAAAAAGAAAAAUUGAAAUUGAAAUUGUUGUCACUCUCGGCUGAGAAGCUCAAAACUCACAACGAGGUUACACAACUUAAAAAGGAUUUGGAAAUGGCAACGUCCACGGAAACGAACACAGCGAAAAUGGAGGUCAUGGUGAGUGAGCUGAAAAAAGAAUUGUCCGUGGAGAGGGACAAGUCUAAAAAGUUCCAAGACGAUUUGUACUCGUCGACGGACCGAGAGAGCCGAAUGUCCAAGACAAUCGCCUCAGUGGAACAAACGAAAGUUCUGCUCGAAGGGGAACUCAAACGCGCGAAACAAGACUUGGAAACAUCCAAGUCUUCGACGUCCUUCAAACUCGCUAAAAUAACAGCCGAACUAGCAGAAGUCAAGAAGGAACGAGACACUAUUAAGGCGCAAGCGGAAGAAGAGAAAUUGUCGAAAGACACUGAAAUCGGAAGCUUGAAAAAGAAAAUGGCCUCCUUGGAAAAGGCUGGACUCAAUGCCAAAAAAAUGAACGAAUUGAAGCAAAGCUACACCGAUAGAAUAUCUCAUCUCGAGGACGAAGUGAAGCGAAACCUCGAGAGGUACGACGAAUUGAACGGGAAGCAUGGAAAGAUGCUCGAAUCGCGUGAACGUCUCGAGAACGAGAAUCAGACACUAACCAGCAAAUUAUCCGAGCAAAAGGAACGCUUUGUUAGACUCGAGAGCGAAUUAAAGACACUCCAAGAAACUCACAAUUCGCAAAUGAGUGCUUGGACCAAGGAGAAAAGUCGACUCGAGGACAAAUUACGAGAGCUGGAAAAAUCUCAGAGCAAUUUCCAGCUGACCGAAGCUAAGGAGGAAAUAAAUCGUCUUGUUAAAGAGAACAAUUCCCUGACCGAUCAAUUAUCCGAUUUGAGGAAAAUGAACGAAGAUCUCACGAGCAAACUAAAAGAUUACAAUUCGGUAUCGAAAGUCCAACGUAACUUUACAGCUGACACCGAUGCUCUUGAGGCCGAACUUCGUCGUACCAAGAACGCGCUUGCCAAUGCCGAGAAAUCGAAGAAGGCCGAUAUGGCACAGUGUAAAUUGCGCUACGAGCACAGGAUUAAGGCGAUAAACGAUGAGAUACAGUCGAUACAGAAUCAGCUAUCGAGAUACAAGAGAGAACGUGACACUUACAAGCACAUGCUUGAGGGCGCUCAGAAAACUAUCGCUGAUCUUAAAGUCGUUAGGCAGAGACGACAGUCGACAACAUCCACAGGAAAAUCCGACGAGGACGACGAGAAUUCAUCAACGACAAAUGUCUCGGUUCUCGAGAGACAAAUAAGCUGCAUGGAGGACGAACUAUCCGAGAGCAGGCUCGAGGCAUCCAAGCUCAAGACCGAGCUCGUUUCCGAGAAGUCUGGCUGGCAGAUCAAACUCGCCGAGAUGCAGUCCAGAAUCAACGAGCUGGAAGAAGAACGUUUACUCGCAAGUGGAAGAACAAAGAUUCCAGGUCUAAAAGUUCGCAUGGAGUUGGCCUGGCAGAAAGAACGAGAGGAGCAGCAGAGAUUGUUGCAGGAGACUGCAACUCUGGCGAGAGAUCUCAGGCAAACUCUGUUCGAGGUCGAGAGGGAGCGUGACAAGGAGCGUCUUGAGAACAAGAGACGCCAGGAUCAAUUGAAGAAAGUAUUCGACGAGGAGAAAGACGAAAACAAGAAGAAACUGGUGGAACUGCAAUGCGAUCUUCUCGAGCUGAGAGACGCUCAUGCAAAGCUGCGAACAAGCAACGAGAAGAUGAGGAGAGAAAAGGAGCGUCAUGAAAGGGAACGCGAGGAACUUCGCGACGUUAUCAGCAACAAGAGACGUCUCGAGCAAGCAGAGGCGAGGAACAUUAACGUUUUGCUUCAACAGGUCGACGACUUGAUGCGUCUCUUUCCGGAGCUCAGCACCAAUAGGACUGACGGAAAAAUGCCUGAUACUUAUACUCCAACACCGCCACGAAGAACCAAGGGACCAAAAUCGAGGGAAUCUUCGCCGAUGUUGGAGGGAAAAGACGAAAUCAGAGGUUCGACAACGAACUUGGCAGGAAGGACGGAAAAACUUGAAUACACGAUUGGCAAGCUCAUGGAAGUUGCCAAAGAGCUCCAAGACUCGAAGAAAGCGAUUGACGACAGCAAUUCUUCGAGAUCCAAGAAGUUUGGCAAACGGUCGACCUCCAUCGAUAAUGACAGUGGAAGAGGGUCGACCCCGAGUCGAGGCAAGCCGAGCUUGAAACGGAAGAGUUUGUCGUUGGAACAAACUGCUGGGAAGAAUGAUCAGCUAAUCUGGGGCACGGACAGUAACGUCUCGAGCAUGCAGUCUCUGGAUUCCGAGGUCGAUUCCCGUCACUUCAGUAUGCAGAGGGACUCGAGCGUCGACAGUCGACUCUCCGGAGGCUCUACGAAGAGCGAAAUGCUCCAGAGGGACAAGAAAUACAAUAAAAACAUCAUUCGUAAAAUCACGACGAAACUAACUAAAUCAGCGAGCGUUGACGAUCCGAAUGCGUCGUUCGAUUAUUCCAUGCAGACCUCCGGUUCCGAGGCCAGCAUCACUGCGGACGAGGCGAAGCACGAGAAGAGAAAUUUGAAGAAAAAGUUGACGGACAUGUUCAAACGAAGUUCAAGAAGCAACGGUUUGGAUAAAAAAAUGGACGAUGCCAGCAGACCAUCUUCGAGGGCGUCGAGCAGAUCGAAACAGUAAAAACGACUCCAAAUUCAGUCAACAACGACGAUAAACAAACGACGAAUUCGCAAUGAUGAUUAAACACUGAGCAAUGAAGCGCAGACUCCUCAUUUUUUCUUCUCCAACAGAAAUAAAGACUCUCGAUAUCCGUAAA
This is a messenger RNA of Venturia canescens, 4965 nucleotides long. Its product is annotated as plectin. The coding region runs from base 495 to 4829 and encodes 1444 amino acids. The record is from RefSeq and is a predicted model, not a curated record. The transcript is spliced from 26 exons. Lineage: Eukaryota; Metazoa; Arthropoda; Insecta; Hymenoptera; Ichneumonidae.